AUCUGCUUCUUUGCAAAGCAUACCAGUCUCGUUUUCCCUGCCUGGGCAAGUACAAGGACUCCUAAAAAGUCCAGCGCGUUUCUUUAAAGCCUCCGUAUUGUCUGCACAUUUAGCCUGUUUGUUCUCCGAGCACUACGAUCGCAAUCAUGGCGGACCUCGCCAGUCGCAUCUCGAAGCCCAGCGACACGCCGACGAACGAUGCCGCCGCCACGGGCGCGGACAAUGGCAAUGGCACUGAACAGCCGAUCGACGAUGGCAUCCAGAGCGGCCUUAUCGAGCCCACAUAUGAGGUCGAGGUGAAGCUGAGCGACCUACAAACCGACACAGACAACCCUCUGAGUUCGGGUGUUUCCUCAUUCGAAGAGCUUGGCUUGCCCAAAUCAAUUCUUGACGGCCUUCUGGCUAUGAACUUCAAGAAGCCGUCUAAGAUUCAGGAAAGGGCUCUGCCGCUCAUGGUCAGCGACCCGCCCAGAAACAUGAUCGCCCAGUCACAGUCUGGCACGGGCAAGACGGCCGCCUUUGUCCUCACCGUCCUGUCACGCGUCGAUUUCAACAAGCCUACGCAACCCCAAGCGCUGUUGCUGGCACCCAGCAGAGAACUAGCGCGCCAGAUCCAGGGUGUCAUCCAGCAAGUUGGCCAGUUCUGCGAGAACCUAAUCGUUAACGCUGCCAUUCCCGGCUCUAUCUCGCGUGAGACGGGCGUCAAGGCUAGCAUUGUGGUGGGGACACCGGGCACCGUCAUGGAUUUGAUCCGUCGCCGCCAGUUUGAUGUCUCCCAGUUGAAGGUUCUGGUUAUUGACGAGGCCGACAACAUGCUUGACCAGCAGGGCCUGGGCGACCAGUGUAUCCGGGUGAAAGGGAUGCUCCCGAGAACGAUUCAGAUCCUCCUCUUCUCGGCCACGUUCCCGGACAAGGUGAUGAGCUAUGCCCGGAAAUUCGCGCCGAAUGCGAACGAGAUCAAGCUUCGACACCAGGAGCUCACGGUCAAGGGCAUCUCCCAGAUGUACAUGGACUGCCCUACUGAGGCCGACAAGUACGAUGUGCUCUGCAAGCUAUACGGUCUCAUGACGAUUGGCUCGUCUGUCAUCUUCGUCAGGACGCGCGAGAGUGCCGACGAAAUUCAGCGGCGGAUGGAGGCGGACGGGCACAAGGUUUCAGUUCUCCACGGCGCGUAUGAGGGGCAAAACCGCGACGCUCUUCUGGACGAUUUCCGGUCGGGCCGGUCCAAGGUGCUCAUCACGACCAACCUCCUGGCACGUGGCAUCGACGUUUCUAGCGUGUCCAUGGUAAUCAACUACGACAUUCCUAUGAAAGGCGCUGGGAAUAAGGAACCCGACAUGGAGACAUAUCUCCACCGUAUUGGGCGUACGGGCCGAUUUGGUCGCGUCGGAGUCAGCAUCACGUUUGUUUUUGACCGCAAGAGCUUUGAGGCGAUGAAGGCGAUUGCCGAUCACUACGAGCUUGACCUGGUCCAGCUGCGCCCGGAUGACUGGGAUGCUACCGAGGAGAAGGUGCAGCAGGUCAUCAAGUCGAGCCGGGCGCGGCCCGAUUAUGCACCAAAUGUCCUCGGCAAUUGAGGGUACUCGCUUCGGGUGAAAAUGGUGGAAACGUGGACUGCACGGCAAGCUUUGAGAUGCCGGCGCAUCCUGCGAUGAUGAAAGCAGCAAUUUUAGGGCAGCUCAAGCGGUGAUGGAUGGUAAUUAUCGCCGCUACAUGGCUAUGAAAGGGAAAUGCACGAAUGGGAGAGAUCUCGAGGGGCGAAAUGCACCAUGACUUUGUAUUGCAGCAACUGGACCAAGAUAGAUACCAAAAGGAAAAGGGGGGUUUCUGUAAUCUGUACCUGUGUUGGAUGGUAAUAAUGAGAUGGGAUGACGUGAUGAGCGACCCGAGUAUUUGGCGCCCGGCUCGACUCUCUGAUGUACUUCGGAUGUUUCACAGAAGGUUGGAGUGCAUGUUUGUUUCGGUUGACA
Messenger RNA from Parathielavia appendiculata, 1970 nucleotides. RefSeq names its product DEAD-domain-containing protein. The record is from RefSeq and is a predicted model, not a curated record. NCBI's taxonomy places the organism in Eukaryota, Fungi, Ascomycota, Sordariomycetes, Sordariales, Chaetomiaceae. Gene Ontology annotation, molecular function: RNA helicase activity; ATP binding; RNA binding. The coding region runs from base 147 to 1577 and encodes 476 amino acids. Gene Ontology annotation, biological process: poly(A)+ mRNA export from nucleus. The transcript has 4 exons. Gene Ontology annotation, cellular component: nucleus; cytoplasmic stress granule.